GUAUGGACUACUGAGGCCGGACGAGCAAGAGUGAGAGAGUGGGAAAGAGAGAGAGAGAGAAAGAGAGAGAGAGACAGAAAGAUCAGCGUGAUGGAGCUACAGGAGCUCCACUGAUACUUUAGACACUGGUCAGACCUCCUAUUCUACACUACAGCAGCAGCAGCAGCAGCAGUAGGAUGGGGUGCAGGGGUGCGGAGAUGUUGGGUCGGGUGUGUUUGGGAUUCUGCUUGGUUCUGGGCUUUGUUCCCCUGCUGGGUCAGGCCUGUCCCGCACAGUGCAGCUGCUUCUACCACAAACUCAGCGACGGAUCCAAAGACAGGAGUGUUUUGUGCAACGACCCUGAGAUCACCAUCGUCCCCACCAACUUCCCUGCGGACACGUCCAAGCUCCGCAUCGAGAAGACUGCCAUCAGCAGGAUCUCCAGCGAGACCUUCCACUACCUCAGCAGCCUGGAGUUCCUCUGGAUGUCCUUUAACUCGCUCUCCACGCUGCACUCAGACAGUUUCCGCGGCCUCUUCGUUCUGGACGAGCUACGGCUGGAUGGCAACUUCCUUACUUCCUUCCCCUGGGAGUGCCUGACAGACAUGCCCAACCUGAAGCUCCUGGAUUUACACAACAACAAAAUCACCAGCAUCCCGGCUGAGGCCACCAUCUACACCAAAAAUCUGACCUACCUGGACCUGUCCAGCAACAGCCUGACUACGGUACCUGCAGAGGUGCUGACAAUGUGGUUCUCUCCGCAACUGGUGCAGGACACAGAAAAAUCCAAGAUGAUUCUGGGCCUCCAUGACAACCCGUGGCAAUGCGACUGCCGUCUGUUUGACCUGGUGCAGUUCCAGAAGUCUCCGUCCUCGUCUGUGGCUUUCAUCGACACACGGCUGCGUUGCUCUGAACCCGAGAGUCUGUCCGGUGUCCUCUUCUCCGACACGGAGCUAAGGAAAUGCCAGGCACCCCGUGUCCACACGGCCGUGGCCAGGGUCCGCAGCUCUGUGGGAAAUAACGUCCUGCUUCGCUGUGGAACGAUUGGAGUUCCCAUCCCAGAGUUGUCCUGGUCUCGAGCUGAUGGCAAGGCCAUGAACGGAACAGUUCAACAAGAGGUUUCAAAAGAAGGCAUCAUCUGGUCUGUCCUAAGCGUGCCUGCUGUGUCCUACCGUGAUUCGGGCAAAUACGCCUGCAAAGCAACAAACUUUGUCGGCAGCGCAGAUGCUAUCAUCUCCCUUGUCAUCUCUGACACAUGGCGGAUUGACGAUAAUGUGGCAAAGAAGAACCGUGGCAAGAAGAAUGGAGGAUAUGGGAGGGCAGCAUACCAAGAGAAGCUAAUUGCUCGCUAUGUUCCCCCCACUACCAGCUCAGCAGCCAUCCCAAUCAUCGAGCCACUUAAUGGCCCGAAAUCCACAGCAUCCUUCGAGAUAGAGAGUUACAGUAUCUCAGAUGGCAUCUCUGAUGUUAAAAACACAGCCCCUCCUGAGACGGACACAGGGACGGACAGCCGUGUGACAGACGUGGAGAAAGAUGUGCUGAGCAACCUAGCAGCUAACGCUUCCUCCUUGCAGCAAGGUCCAGAGAAAAGAGUGGUACGUUCUGUUAAAGUCAUUGGUGACACCGAUCAUACAGUGUCUCUAAACUGGCGAGCGCCUGCUGCCAGCAACACAACAUCCUUCAGCGUCCUUUAUGCCGUUUUUGGAGAGAGGGACAUGAGGCGCAUCAAUGUCGGGCCCGGCAAGAACCGGGUCACCAUUGAAGGACUUGUGCCCAAGACCAAGUACAUUGCUUGCGUUUGUGUCAAGGGUCUGAUUCCGAAGAAAGAGCAGUGCGUCAUCUUCUCUACAGAUGAAGCAGCCAGCGCCAGCGGCACCCAGAAGCUCAUCAACGUGGUGGUCAUCACCGUCGCUUGCGUCAUUGCUGUGCCUCUCACCCUCAUUGUCUGUUGUGGGGCACUAAAGAGGCGGAUCCAGAAGCUGAUGGGGCGCAAAUCCAAGGACAUCCAGGACUCCUAUGUUACCUUUGAGACUCUCUCACCAGGCACUAAGGCCAAAGGCUUAGAAGGGGAGUACCUCAGCCGCCUAAAUCAGGACGAGUCCAACCGCUUGCUCUCUGCACGCUCCAGUGUGGAUUCGGAGGCAACGGCCAGGACUGAAGGACAGCCAAAUGAGUAUUUCUGCUAAUGCAGGAUAGCUAAUCAAUUAAUCUAAAUCAGUGGCUCUUCACUCCAAUUCUGGGGACUUGCUUCCCUUCCAGUUUCCUGCCUAAAUACCCCAACUGUAACUGGCUUCUGAGGUUGAUCAGAUUUGUUGGGGAAGGGAAUGUAUGAACCUAUGCAAGACAGUGAGUUCCCAGGCAUCCCAGGAACUAUUGAUUAACUAAAGCAUUAUGUCUCAACCUGAAUACCAACAACUGCAUAAUUUAGUGUCUUCCCUGCUUUAUCACAUCCUGUCUAAACAGGCAAACCACAACAUUUUACAUGCCAGGAAUACUCUAGAGAGUUGGGAAUCACUUUUGUUUUAUCCCAGGGCAUAUUAUUCCAAACUUCUCCAACAAGAAAUGAAUGGACAAACAAUAAACAAUGGUCUCUUCAGUGGUACCACUCUUGUCACUAGGUUGGUAGCCUCAAGAGUAUGCUUUCAGUACCUUUAGUUAAGCUUACGGAGAAUGCUGACUUGAUGUACUCAAGGUUUGAAUGCAAUUGACUGAAAACAGACAUUUUUUGCAAUUGAACUGCACUGUUAACCAGAGGGCCUAAGCCGAAACGAGAGAUUCCUGAAAGACCAGGCAUUUCUGUGUGCAUAAACCUGGGAUAGGGACAUUUCUGCCUUGAUGGAGACCGAUCUCUGCUUUAGGGCAGUGUGGAGGUGCCUAAGAAUGGGCUGGGGCAUUACCAUGUUUUGCGUGUGCAAAUGAAAUAUUUCCAUGAUCCUUCACAGCCUUCCAUGUGUAAACCAUAGUCAUAAGUUAUGGUGCGCUGUUUAAAAAAAGGGAAAAUUUUAUCUGUAAUCUGAUCAAUGUUUUGAAGAUUGCUAAUUUAAGCUACAUCCACAUUUUUUACUUAUGAUGAUGCACUUUUUGAAGAUUAAAAGAUUUUCCCUGUUUACGCAACCAUUUCCAAGGAUGAAAGGAAUCUUGAAGGACUAGAAUCUUGUCUAGACAUCUUUGCACAGCAGUGAUGUACUGAAACUACAGUACAUUGUGUCUGUGGACUUUCUGGACUUUCUGGACCUUUGGACUGUGGACUUUGGACUUUUUUGGACCUUUGGAAGUUCAGCAGCAUCAGCACUAGUUCUGUGGUUGCCGAUUGGGUUUUGAGGGAAUAGGAAAAGAAAGGAAUAACAUUGAAAAAUACUUUUUAUUUUCUAUCCUCUGUCCUAGUACAGUAUGUACCAAUUUUUUU
Molecule: messenger RNA, 3385 nt
Organism: Astyanax mexicanus (Mexican tetra)
Lineage: Eukaryota; Metazoa; Chordata; Actinopteri; Characiformes; Acestrorhamphidae
Gene: lrit1b
Product: leucine-rich repeat, immunoglobulin-like and transmembrane domains 1b
Exons: 4
Coding region: 177-2165 (662 amino acids)
Cellular component (GO): endoplasmic reticulum membrane
Molecular function (GO): protein binding
Source: RefSeq, a predicted model, not a curated record